Molecule: messenger RNA, 2064 nt
Organism: Phialemonium atrogriseum
Lineage: Eukaryota; Fungi; Ascomycota; Sordariomycetes; Cephalothecales; Cephalothecaceae
Exons: 2
Coding region: 1-2064 (687 amino acids)
Biological process (GO): ubiquitin-dependent protein catabolic process; positive regulation of proteasomal ubiquitin-dependent protein catabolic process; protein polyubiquitination
Cellular component (GO): ubiquitin ligase complex; cytoplasm
Molecular function (GO): ubiquitin protein ligase activity; ubiquitin conjugating enzyme binding; zinc ion binding
Source: RefSeq, a predicted model, not a curated record
AUGGGUUCGCUCGCCUUCCCAACGCUGCUGCCCGAAGACAUGGCAUCUGCCACGACCCGGCCGCCCGAGCUUAGCGAUCCCGAGUAUGUGCAAGAGGUCUUGGGUCAGCCCGAGGGCUGGACGGAGCAAGAUGUUGAUGUGAAACUGGCUGCGAGGGCUUCCAAGCUAGGCAUCGACUUGUCGCUUCUCGACUCUGGACCACCAACGACAGAGAAACCAGGCACCUCGAGUGCCGAAUCUGCAGCGACAGCCACUACCCGUCGUGCGCGUACCGAUUCCACAGCGUCUGACGGCACCACAAGCACAGGUCUGACGUCACAGAAGUCGACUUCUCUUCCCGCGACGCUCACAGAGGCGGUCCCGAAGCUGGUGAGGAGGAGGUCUAAGGCCCCGAGUUUCUCCCCGUACGAGAAGUACCUUAGCGAGGUCGAUCCGAACCUCCCCCAGCCAAAGUUCCUCCCGCAUAUACACACAAAGCCCGAGAGGCCGACAAGUGUUUUCAGUAUGGGUUCAAGGAUAAGCGUGAAAGACUUCAGGCGUGGCAUUGCAUAUAGGUUGAGGUGGAAGAAGAAGCCAGCCCAGCGUCCCGAUUCCUGUAUAUGUUGCCGCGAGGAUUUUAGCAUGGAGCAUGAACCCCCGCAGACGCUUCCAUGCGGACAUACAUAUUGCAAGGGUUGCAUCGUAGUAAUGAUCAACCAGUCGACGACGGACGAAUCAAAGAUGCCACCUAGAUGUUGCACCCAGCCGAUACCAGGAUCCAUCCUGCGGUCCGUCCUCACACGCGACGAACAGCACAAGUUCCUGAAGGCCGUGUUGCAGUACAGCACCCCAUGGGAAUCCCGCAUCUUUUGCCCUAACACGUCAUGCGGUGAAUUCGUGCCGCCGCGAAGUAAGCUGGACCCGAAACAUCCAUUCGAGGUUGUGUGUGGGACUUGCAAGACAAGGGUGUGCGUCACGUGCAAAAGGAAUGGUCACAGGCUCGGGCAGGACUGUCCAGACGAUUGGGAACUAGACACUGUUCUCAAGAUAGGCGAGAAGUCGGGCUGGAGACGCUGCUACAAGUGUCGCACGCUCGUCGAGCUGACCCACGGUUGCACGCAUAUGACCUGCCGCUGCAAGGCGCAGUUCUGUUAUAUAUGUGGCGCCAUAUGGGAUCCUAUUGUUGGUUGUCCCAACUUCUGCAACGGAGAGGAGGAGCUCGAACGCCGCCGGUUGGAAGAAGAGGCGCGAAUGGCCGAGCUGGAAGCAGAGAAGCAAGCGCAGGAGGAGGAGGCGGUGCGUGAAGAAGCCGAUCGGCUCGAGGCGGAAAAGAGAACGGAGCAGAACGCAGAGUUCGAGGCUCUGCGCCAGACGCAGAUCAGGGAAAUGGAGCGGUUCGGGAAGUUCGAGCACAAGAUGAAGUGGCUUAUGUGGACGAGACAGUCCCAGGAGAGGCUGGCCUUGGUCGAAAGGUUCUCUGACCUGGCCGAGAAGAUGAAGGAGCGCCAUGCCAAGACGGAGCAACACCUCGAAGACCGCCAGCUCGAGGCAGAAGUCGAGCUGCGGAAGUCACUGGAACAGAGCGAGAGGAGCAUCAACAUCCAACUCAAGUACAUGGAGGCGUUUUGCAACGGCCUAGGGCGUUCCCCAACCAGUGAAAUGCCAGACCGGGAAGUCACCCAGAAGCAUCUCGAGCAGCUCGGACAGCAGUACCAUCUCAAAGAUGGCAUGAAACGCCGGCAUGAAGCGCAGAUCAAUGUUCUGAGAGAGAAGCAGACGAAGCAGAUGGAAGAGUUGCAACAACGCCAAGAGAAGGAGAUGGAGAAGCUCGUGGAGAAGAAGACGGAGGAGUUCGAAAGCCUGGACCUCGAGUUUACAAAUGAGGAGGACGCACUUGUGCGCGGAUUCUCGGAGAGGAAGGAAAGGAUUGAAAUGAGAUGGCGGCUAGAGAUUGAGCUGCUCAGGAAUGAGCUGGGGACGAGGGAUGGCGUGAAAUAUGCGCCAAUACCACUGCCCGAAUGGCCACCGAGCCGCGGAAGCCAGGACGACAGCUUGCCAUCGGUUGGGGAAGACGAGGUCUACUGA